This is a messenger RNA of Nestor notabilis (Kea), 756 nucleotides long. Its product is annotated as creatine kinase S-type, mitochondrial. The record is from RefSeq and is a predicted model, not a curated record. NCBI's taxonomy places the organism in Eukaryota, Metazoa, Chordata, Aves, Psittaciformes, Psittacidae. Gene Ontology annotation, cellular component: mitochondrion. The transcript has 5 exons. Gene Ontology annotation, molecular function: creatine kinase activity. The annotation marks the transcript as partial. Gene Ontology annotation, biological process: phosphocreatine biosynthetic process.
AAUGGCUGGCACCUUCUGUCGUCUCCUGGCUGGCCGUGCAACCACUGCACUCUUUGCAGCCGCUGGCACAGGCGUGCUGACCACUGGGUAUCUUCUCAACCAGCAAAAUGUGAAGGCUGCUGUUCAGGAGAAACGGAAACUCUUCCCGCCAAGCGCAGACUAUCCUGAUCUCCGCAAACAUAACAACUGCAUGGCUGAGUGCCUCACGCCGGGCAUUUACUCUCGGCUCAGGGACAAGAUGACUCCCAAUGGCUACACCCUAGACCAGUGCAUCCAAACUGGGGUGGACAAUCCUGGCCACCCUUUCAUUAAAACUGUGGGCAUGGUCGCAGGUGAUGAAGAAUCCUACGAGGUGUUUGCUGAGAUUUUUGACCCUGUCAUUAAAGCAAGGCACAAUGGCUAUGAUCCACGGACUAUGAAGCAUCACACAGACCUGGAUGCAUCCAAGAUCACCCAUGGUCAGUUCGAUGAGCGCUAUGUCCUCUCGUCGCGGGUGCGGACUGGCCGCAGCAUUCGGGGCCUCAGCCUUCCUCCUGCCUGCACCAGGGCAGAGCGGAGAGAGGUGGAGAACGUCGUGGUCACUGCACUCGCUGGGCUGAAAGGAGACCUCUGUGGCAAGUACUAUAGCUUGACCAGCAUGUCCGAGAGGGAACAGCAGCAGCUUAUUGAUGAUCACUUUCUCUUUGAUAAGCCAGUCUCCCCUUUGCUAACAUGUGCUGGGAUGGCACGUGACUGGCCAGAUGCCAGAGGAAUCUG